AUGUCUGAAAGUGAGGAAGAAGCAAUUGAUUUUGAUAUUAAUUCUAUGGAUUAUGAAGAUGCAAUUGAUGGAAUGAAUCGGAAACGAAGAUACAAUAUGACGAAAGAAGAUCAUAUUUAUGAUGAAAAAAAGAAAUUAUCAAAACCAAUUAAUUUUGUUUCUGGUGGAACAACUAAAGAUACCGAUGAAAAGAUUACAGAAGAGAAAAAAGAUAUUAAAAAUAUAAAAACAAAUACAAAAAAGUCAUUCUCAAAUGAGUUUGCUGGAAUGAGAAAUUCUGCAACUAGUAACAUUACAAAAGGUAGUGUUAUUAUGAACAUUAUGAAAAAGAUGGGUUAUGAUGAAACAAAAGGUCUAGGAAAAGAUAAACAAGGUACUAUAGAUACAAUUGAAGUAAAUGUAAGACCCGGAAGAGGUGCUUUGGGUUCAUAUGAUUUUGAAAAUAAAAAUACUAUUGAAAAAUCAAAAAAUAAAAAUGAAACUCAAAAGAACGAAAAAAAUGAAGAAUCGAGGAAAAAUAAGAAUAAGAAAAAAGAAGUAGUUAAAUAUGAAGAUUAUUAUGAUAUAACUAAAGUUGAUGCAACAAAAAAUUUAAGUGAUACCUCAAUGAAAAUUAUUGAUAUGACUGGGAAAAAUACAAGAGUUUUUGAUAGUAUGCAUUCAUUAUUAUCAACAAAAUGUUAUGGAUUUGAUGAAUUAGAUGAAAAGUAUUCAAAAUACAAUAUACCUGAAGUAACACAAAAUUUAAAUAUGUUGUGUUCAAUGGCAGAAUUUGAAAUUGAAAAAAGUGGAAAAGAAUAUGUAGAGAAAAAAAUUUUAAUAAAUAAAUACAAAAAUGAUUUUAAUGAAAUUCAAGAUGAAAAUAUACCUGAAAAUAAAGUACAAGAAAAUUCUUCAAAUCCUAAAAAUAGUUUUUUGAUGUGGAAAGCGUUUCUUAAAUCUAUAGAUAAUCGUGAAUUGGAACCACAAAACUAUAAAAUGUACAAAAAAAUUUCAGAUUUACCAAUAUAUGAUCGAAUUGUAUAUGAAUCAUUACAUGUCCCUAUAAGAAGAAGUAUCUUAUCGUGGAAACCUAAAGAAGAAUGUGAUGUAUUAAAAACAUUUUUUAUGGAAUAUGAUGAUGUUAUACCACAUUGGUUUAAAGAAUAUAUUAAAAUUCGCUUCAUUGUUCCUAAAAUUGAAAGUGAAAUUGAAUCAUGGGAUCCAAUAACUGAUCGUUUACCUCUUCACAAAUGGUUUAUACCAAUACAUGAAGUUAUGCCAAAACAUUUAAAACAUGUACAUUAUAUGAUUAGAAAUAAAAUUGCAAAAGGAUUACAAUUAUGGGAGGGUAAAGAUUUAUCUCCACUUAGGUUUUUGAAAAUUUGGAAAAACAUAUUUUCUCAAAAAAGUUUUACAGAUUUUAUCAAAAAAAAUAUUUUCCCAAAGUUACAUGGUUAUUUGGCUAAUAUUUCAUUUACUUUAGAAUUUGAUUUUUCUGAUUUAAAACGAUUUUUCCAAUGGGAAAGUAUCAUAUCCAGAAAUGAUAUGUUAAAUCUUUUUGUAAAUUCUUUUUUUCCCGGUUGCAGUUAUUUUAUAUCUACACAGUUAAACACUGAUAAAGAAGGAUUUAAAUCAAUUGCUUUGUUUUAUAUUAGAAUAAGAAAUAUACUACCUGCAAAUUUUUUGUUUUCACCUGAGAUAAUGAAUGAAAUGGCUAACAUAUUAAUUAUUAUUAAAAAAGCAGCAAUUAAAAAUAAGUAUAUUAGUACUAUAUAG
Molecule: messenger RNA, 1758 nt
Organism: Strongyloides ratti
Lineage: Eukaryota; Metazoa; Nematoda; Chromadorea; Rhabditida; Strongyloididae
Product: Tuftelin-interacting protein 11
Exons: 4
Coding region: 1-1758 (585 amino acids)
Biological process (GO): spliceosomal complex disassembly
Cellular component (GO): U2-type post-mRNA release spliceosomal complex
Molecular function (GO): nucleic acid binding
Source: RefSeq, a predicted model, not a curated record